Sinocyclocheilus rhinocerous is the source of this 2884-nucleotide messenger RNA. Its product is annotated as TGF-beta receptor type-2-like. Lineage: Eukaryota; Metazoa; Chordata; Actinopteri; Cypriniformes; Cyprinidae. Gene Ontology annotation, cellular component: signaling receptor complex; plasma membrane. The transcript has 10 exons. Gene Ontology annotation, molecular function: transforming growth factor beta receptor activity, type II; metal ion binding; ATP binding. The record is from RefSeq and is a predicted model, not a curated record. Bases 74 to 1582 code for a protein of 502 amino acids. Gene Ontology annotation, biological process: cellular response to growth factor stimulus; protein phosphorylation; heart development.
GCAGAGCUCGCUCUUCACGUAUAUUUCCUGUCUCAUCUGUGACUCACGUCCAUCACCGCGCGCUUCCUCUCAGAUGAGGGAGGAGAAUGAGACGCGAGCCGAUAUAAAAGCAUCGAUCCGGGGGUCAAACGCGAUGGAGCGGGUAAUGGAGCGUGUCGCUUUUGGAUCGGUUCUUCUCGUGUGUCUGAUGUCUGGUGCAUCAGCUCUGCUUCACACAGCCAAUCCACACAGUGUGUGUAAGUCAUGUGACCCUCAGCCGGCCAGCUGCAAGUCGUAUCAGUGCAUCGCGAACUGCAGCGUAUCAAAGGUCUGCCCGAGUCCAGAUGACGUCUGCGCCGCCGUCUGGUGGAGGGAGAAUGGAGUUGUGACGGUGGAGACGAUGUGUCAUGACCCGAUGCAGCCACUUUACAUCAUUCGCAGACAGAGAUCUUAUUUUUACCCUUCCGUGCAUACAUCAGAAACGAAAGGCGCGUUCAGACUUCCUCAGCUCUGUAAGUUCUGUGACAUUGAAUCUACGGCGUGUAACGCCACCGGCGUCUGCGAAUCCUCGUGCAACAUCACCGCCAUCUGCGAGAAUCCCGACGAGGUGUGCGUCAGCGCCUGGAGGAGAAAUAAAGGGAACGCCAUCAUCGAGACGGUGUGUCACAAUCCGGCGCUCCCGUUUCACGGCCAGUAUCUGACGGACUACAACAACACCGUCUGUCUGAUGAAGCAGGUCAAGGGCAUGGAGGAGGAUUUCUACAUCUGCUCCUGCAAUGAGGAAGAGUGCAACGCACAGCUCUUCUUCACUUACGAUGUUCACUUCCUGUCUAAGUGGGCCGUUCUCGAUCAGAAUAAGAAUAUUAAGACUCAUAAGUCACGUUUUGACUCUUUCACACGAGGAAACCUGCAGGAGUUCCUGACGCAGCACGUGAUUGGCUGGGACGAGCUGUGCCGGUUGGGCUGGUCUCUGGCGAGGGGCGUGGCUCAUCUCCACGGCGACCGGACACCGUGCGGACGCGCCAAAGCGCCCAUCGUGCACCGCGACCUGAAGAGCGUGAACGUCCUGGUGAAAGCGGACCUCAGCUGCUGCCUGUGCGACUUCGGUCUCAGUCUGAGACUCGAUAACUCCAUGUCUCCUGAAGAACUGGCCAACAGCGGACAGGUGGGAACAGCAAGAUAUAUGGCUCCUGAGGUGCUGGAGUCCAGGAUGGACCUGGAGAACAUCGAGUCCUUCAAACAGGCCGACGUUUACUCCAUGGCUCUGGUUCUGUGGGAAAUCACGUCCAGAUGCAGCGCCAUCGGCGAUGUGCGGGAAUACGAGCCUCCGUUCGGGAAGCUGAAGGAUCAUCUGUGUGUGGAGAGCAUGAAGGACGACGUCAUCAGAGACCGACUGAGACCCGAGAUACCGGCCAGCUGGAGUAACCACACGGGCGUUCAGCUGCUGAGCUCCAGCAUAGAGGAGUGUUGGGAUCACGACCCCGAGGCGCGUCUGACGGCGCAGUGCAUCGUGGAGCGAAUCAGUGAAAUCAGCAGCGCUGUGAUCUCGUCUGUCAGCUCCGACGACAAGAGCGCACAGGAUUCUGGGAACGACGAGAAGUAGAUCCGAACCCGGACCCCCGUCUGCUGAAUCACCUGAUAAAGUCCGUUUCAGACAGACGUGGGACAUUUGCACUUUACAGGAACAACUAAACACGCCAAAUCCAUGCAUGCGUUCAGUACAGGUGAUGUUUAUUUAGCUAUGAACUCAUACUCCAUAUCCAGAGCGCGUGUAUGACGCCAGUCGCUCGUUAUGAAUCAUUAUAAGCUUCAGGGAAAAUCUGCUUCGCUGACGUGAAACAGUCGAACACAGAGGAACAUGAAUCCUGACGCAAAGGAUUCUGGGACGUGCACCAAGAAAAUCCAAGAGACCUUUAGUGAACUGACAGUAUUAUAAACCCCCGAGGUGAUUAUGAGCGAUAAAUCAGACCGAAUCCAGCUGAUUUAAGUGUUUAUUAAAGGAAAAUAUAGAAAAUAACCAAAGAGAACAUGCAAGCCAAAGAUGAUCCGGAUUAUGAAAUAUGAAUUCUGCUGUAUUUUGAGACUCUCAGGUGAAGCCGUUUGUUUAUUAAUGUGAAAAUAGCGUCUGAAGACUUUUACACACGUGCCUUACAGAGCAGAGAUUGAUUUCGAUGAAUAUUGAUGAUCAGUUAAUAAGGAUCUAAUUCUUCAGGUUCAGCAUCUGAAAGCAAGUAUAAAAGCCUAGAAAAUGAGCACUUUUUACAAUGCAUACAGUAUAUAAUCAUUUGUUUAAAAUCUUUAUAAAACAUCAUAAAAUCUUUCAUUGUUUGUGAAUUAUGUUUUAUGGACCGCAAACACACUGCAGCUGAAUACUUGUGCUUUAAAUCAACAUGAAAUCAAGUUUAACUCCAUUAGUCUCUGAAUUCAUGUUUCUGGUCUUAUUCUGAGCGAUUAUUUCGUUUAAGCGAGUCUAGGGAAAAAAAAACCUGAUUUCUUAAAAAAAUUUAAUCUUUUCUUUUCACACAGAGUUGGGUUAUUUACAGUGACGAGCACUUUCAUAGCAGGCCGAAUCAAUCAAAAAGCAAUCACUUUUAUGCCAGGAAUGAUUUCUAUCACGUAUAUAAACAGAACUGUGAAUACUCGGCGGAUUUAGUGAGGAUUUGAGUCUGGUCGUGUGUGACGUGUGACGUGAUGGAGGCCCGUCUGACUCUGAUUAAAUCAUCUGCUGCCUUCUGCUGGACAGAUUCAACUUCACAUGAAUACAGAAUAAGAUUGGUGUUUAGGAAGCUCACAGACUAUUCCAGCCCCAGCCGCUCUCACAAUAACAGUUUAGUGUUUCUUCUUAGAUAUUAAAAUAUGAAAAAGCAGCGUACAUAGUUGUGGCCUGUUGGUUAGAGAGUCGGAC